CCCGUGUCUCCCGCGUCGCCAUCUCCACAGCCAUGUCUGCCGACACUACCUUCAAGCGUUUUGUCGAGGUUGGCCGUGUCGUCCUCGUCAACGACGGUCCCGACGCUGGCAAGCUCGCGACCAUCGUCGAGAUCAUCGACCACAACCGCGCGCUCAUCGAGGGCCCGUCGACCGGCGUCACCCGCCAGUCGUUCACCUACCGCCGCCUCGUCCUGACGCCCUACGUCCUGAAGAAGCUCCCCCGUGCGGCGGGCACGACCGUCGUCAAGAAGGUCUGGGACGCGUCCGACGUCGAGGCCAAGUGGAACAAGAGCGCGUGGGCCCAGAAGCGCGCCGCGCAGCAGAAGAGGCGCAACACGUCCGACUUUGAGCGCUUCGAGGUCAUGCUCCUCAAGAAGCAGCGCAGGCGCCUCGUCCAGGCCGCCGCUGCCAAGGCCAAGAAGUCGGCAUAAAGUCGCCCGCACUCGCCGACCCUGCGCACCCGAGCCUAUGCUCGCUCCCCUUCCCUCCCCUUCCUCCCCGCCCCAUCCUCGUCUCGUCGCGGCAGUUAGUGAGCUGGAGUCGUCGCCGCUGUGGGGCACCCGAGGUGGAACGAGGACGAGGGGGCGGCAGCGUGGGCUUGGACUGCCGGAGGGUUGGCUCGUGUUGGUUGCUGGAGCUGGAAUGACGGCGUUCACCGAA
This is a messenger RNA of Rhodotorula graminis WP1, 681 nucleotides long. RefSeq lists its product as uncharacterized. Bases 33 to 452 code for a protein of 139 amino acids. Gene Ontology annotation, cellular component: ribosome; cytosolic large ribosomal subunit. Gene Ontology annotation, biological process: ribosomal large subunit biogenesis; translation. The record is from RefSeq and is a predicted model, not a curated record. The transcript is spliced from 4 exons. NCBI's taxonomy places the organism in Eukaryota, Fungi, Basidiomycota, Microbotryomycetes, Sporidiobolales, Sporidiobolaceae. Gene Ontology annotation, molecular function: structural constituent of ribosome; RNA binding.